GUCAAUACUGGUGGUGGUCGGCCUGCGCAGAGGAGCGUCGGCGUCGUCCCUAAUUUAUGAGCUUCGCCUCUGCUUUUUAGGCGAAAAUGAGUAGGCGAGAAGAGACAUCAUUGGUGGAGCGGUCAUCUGCCACCAAGAGGCCGGCGGCUGAGGGGGAUGAGGGGGGGGAGGAGCCAAAGAAAAAGAUUAGUUUUGGCCUCGGCAAACCCCUAGACAAAGGCACUGUGGGAAUGCCUCCAACCGCAAAGAAAACCCUUGGUGGCAUUUCAAUCAAGCUUGGCCAGUCGCAGCAGAAAAAUGCCACCCAGACUGGAGCAUCUGCAUUGAAGCCAAAGGUCGGAGCAGCAGCGUCCGUUUUCGGCUCGGAAGACGACGAUGAUGUUGAGGAGGAGAUGCCACCAGAGGCAAAAAUGAGAAUGAAGAAUAUAGGAAGAGACACACCAACAUCUGCAGGGCCAAACAGCUUUGGCAAGACGAGGAUGGGUUUCUGCGAUUCAAAAAAGAUUUACGAGAAACAGUUAAGAGAUGUCCAGGAUAAAGCGAACAAGUUAGAAUAAUCGUGAGAGUCGUUAGGGUUAUAGAAAAUGUCCAAAAAAUGUUAUUGCGGGUAAUCUAGAAUCCACGUAGUAGGAAGAGUUUGGAUGCAUUUUGUUGAUUUUGAGGUGGAAGAUGGUUCUUGAGUAUGGAUUUGCAAAUGAAGAGGCUCUCUGUCAAGACCAAUGAUGUGUUCUGUUACAGUGUUUGAUCGGAUGUAAGAGUCUAGACAGUAAAAGUCUUUGCUCAUAUAGGUAACCUUAAGGCAUACAUAAUAGGGAUUUGGAAGUUAGGGGAAGGUGGCAUGAUCUGGUGCAACUGACAUAGCAGCACAGUCAACCUAAUUUAUAUAAAAAAAAGGCUUGCACAGACGACUUUAGUGGUCAGAUUUGUUGUCAGUUUGUGAAAUAAAAAGCACAUAACAACCACUGCUGGGUCAUUUCAUCACAAAUGACUUUAGUUUUAUGAUGGAAAAUGUACAUUUAAUCUGUUUGGGGCUAUUCACUGUUUAUUAGUGUGUGUGUGGCACUGAUGAAAUACUUGGUGUGAGUACUGAAGCUUCCUGCCAUCAUGUACACUUUUCUUGCUUAUACAAGCCAUGUACAUUUAGCAUUAUAGUCUCAGCUAUUUAGGAAGAGAGGAAAUGAACUGAAAUUUAUGGGGUUUGUAUUUGUUUUACGUGAAAAGAAUAUUGGCAUGGAGGAUGAUCAUAGUAAUAUUAACCCAGUGCCCCUGUUUAUGUUCAUUCUAAUUUUAGUUUAUUGUUUGGCUCCACAGGUGCUUAGUCAUACUUAUCUCACCUGUUUACCCUUUUAUUUGAUUUUUGUAAAGGUAUUAUUUUAUUUGUUAUUUUUGUUGUUAUUAGUAAUUCAUUAUGAUUUUUAUAACAUGAAAAUCAUAAUGUCAAUGAUAAUAACAUUAUAAAUUUUCAUAGCAUUAGAAAAAAAAAAAUGCGAAUUCAAGGCAUGGGGGAACUAGGCACAGUCACUAGAGCCUAUUAAUUGACUCCAUGGAGGCUGAGCACUUGUGGAGCCAUCUGUGUGCAACAAUUUCACCAAAAAAUCUACAGUAAGUAAACCUGGGGCCAGAGGGUUAACAGUGCGAAUGACCUUGAUAAAGUCUUAUAAACACGACAAGAGCAUUUGAAUAAUGAUCUAAUCAUUUUGAAAGUUUAAGAAAAUAGUUAUAGUUACUGUAACUUCACUUUAAUUGUGUAAUAUUAAAGGAAAAAAUGAGAUUUAUUUUUCUGUUAUUACCACUAACUCGAAAAUAUGUUCAUUUGUAUCGUUCAGUUUAUAGGAAUUGGUCUUUCUUGUGAUUUCAGGGACUAGUAUUUGUGUAUAAUAAUAUAUCUAUAUCUAUCUAUAUAUAUAUAUUAUAUAUAUAUAUAUAUAUAUAUAUAUAUAUAUAUAUAUAUAUAUAUAUAUAUAUAUAUAUAUAUAUAUAUAUAUAUAUAUAUAUAUAUAUAUAUAAUUUGUGGUUUGAAAUGCAAGAAAUGAUUCUGUAAUUUCUUUUCUAGGUACACAAGAAUUAAAUAUUUUGAAAUGAAUAUUUGUGUUUUUGAAGGUUGAAGUAUACUUUUUUUGUGGCACAGUUUAGUUAUAAAGCCUUCAUGAUUAUUGUUUAUCUAUAGAACUUCCUAAAAUGAAGUCUAGUUAAUACGAUGAUGUCUCUUCCAUGUAGCAUAAACAGCGAUACUUUUAGGAAAAAAUUAAAACAAGUUAUUGCAGGAUUUUGUAGAAUUCAAAGAAGUCUUACAUUAAGAUUUCAGAGGUUUCUUGUACUGCUAUAUAUAUUUAUGAAAUGUACUUAUUAAUUUAUAAUAGAUUUUGUCACUGACUGGUGUUACUUGCUUUGUCAUCACUGUCUGUUAUGUAUGUUUGUGUCGUGUUCAUAAAAAGAUUAAACAUUUUCAUAAGAAGGCAGAUGGCAAUAAUGUCAGCCCUCCCUCUUAAAGGAGAGAUUAAAUCUUGUGUAGCUGUUAGUAUAUGCAAGUGUCCAAUUGAAGAGCACAGUUGUGGGUAUUGAAUUGUACCUUUUGUUGCUAUAAACUGGCUUUGUCAGUGUGGACAGCAUGCUCCAUUUAAAAGCUGUCCAAAAGUAAACACUAUGCCAAGUUGUCUGUGGUGGGAACUCUUUCUCAUCAUGCAGUUUACCUUCAGUAUUGUAGGAUUUAGUGAAGUAAUGGCUUUUAUUAGCUACAGUACUUGGUGAAUCCAAGAACAGGUAGUGUUUCAUCAGUGUUGCUGAAAAUGUUCCUUACUUAAACUACACAUUGUCCCAUUUCCAGAUAUGAAUGUUGGCGCAAUAUACUUUAAUAUAAGUACUGUGUACUUUGUGUGAAUGUUUUGAAAUUUUGAUUUUUUGCUGUAGUUGAUUCUAAUGGAAAAAAAUAUAUUGUCGUAUGUAAGACAGUUUGUAUGGCAGUCCAGUACGUUUGCAUUUGAUGAUCAUAGAAAUUGCAAUGUGUUUUACAGAUUUCAUUUUGAAUAGUGUUCAGUUUAGGGAAGGUGGCAAUAAUGAUAAAAGAAUUAGAAUUGCACAAAGAUAGAAAAAAAUCAAUUUUUUUUUUUUUUUUUUUUUUUUUUUUUUUUUUUUUUUUUUAAGAUACAUACAAUUAACUGCAGGCUUCCUUAUUCUUUUUAAUUUUCUUUCUUAUCAUUGCAAUCAAGUACUGUGUUUAGCAGGGUGGUUGUACACUAUCUUAUUUUAGAGAUAGAUGCAUAAAAGUAAAUGUAGAUUUGAACACUUCUACAUUUGAUGUCUUCUCUAGAUUUGUCAUAAUAGAUAUUUUCUCCUCAAAAUGAUUCAGAUGAUAGUAGAACGUUUGGAAUUUUAGAGUAGUCUGUUAUCCCUUCUUUGAUUUUUAUAUAUUUAUUUUGUUUACCUACGUUUAUUAUACAUAUAGAUGCCUUUGUAACUUUUUUAGUAUCGUUAAGAAAGUUAUUUUCAUGGAUCUAUAAGUCUGUUCUUGAAUGAUUUCUCUAUGUGUUCAAUCUUAAGGUUUUUAAUCAGUAUUUAAUUAAAAUGGUUACCAUUUACCAUCAGGAAUUUCAUCUUGAAUUUUUAGUACCUCAGAAGAGAGUAUUCCAGGAUAUUUAUAUUUACUCUUGAGCUUUAGUAGUGAUAGAAGCUCUUUAUUGAUGUAGCAUUAUUUUUUUAGCUUGUCAAAAAAAGGUCAGUUCUUUGAAACCUUUCUUUCUUUCUCUUUUCUUUCUUCCUUUUUUUUUCCUUAUCUGAUCAGAUCUUGAAUUGUAUCAUUUACACCAUGAUAUUCACAUAUGCACUUAUGCAUAAGCACUAAUUAUUAACAAACUAUUGGUACGCUUAAUAUGUAAGAUAAUUCUAUUCAUUUAAAGGUACGAUAUCCAUACAGGCCAUUUUAAGCUUUUUGAUUAUAAUUUGCAUUCCAAAAUAAAGAUUUGUUAAUUUUCA
Penaeus indicus is the source of this 3969-nucleotide messenger RNA. Its product is annotated as PEST proteolytic signal-containing nuclear protein-like. The record is from RefSeq and is a predicted model, not a curated record. Lineage: Eukaryota; Metazoa; Arthropoda; Malacostraca; Decapoda; Penaeidae. The coding region runs from base 87 to 557 and encodes 156 amino acids. Gene Ontology annotation, biological process: protein ubiquitination; proteasome-mediated ubiquitin-dependent protein catabolic process. The transcript has 4 exons. Gene Ontology annotation, cellular component: nucleus.